GACCCGGAAGCGCGCGCGUCACGUGGCGCGGCGUGGGUCGCUGCCUUGGAAACGUGUAGCGCGCGCCCCGGGCUGAGCUGCUCUGCGGGGAGGGGUGUCUCGCGGCGAGGGAAGGGGCUGCUCCAGGGGCACGAUGCUGUGCGCCCGGUGGCUCGGCGGUCUCGGGGCCGGGGUAGCUGCUCUGCGGCCGGGGCGGGCGGGCCGGGGCGGCUUCGCAGCCGGGAUCCGGGUCCGAAGGGUCAGCACCAGCUGGUCCCCGGUGGGCGCCGCCUUCAAUGUCAAGCCCCAGGGCCGCCGCCUGGACCUGUUUGGCGAGUGCCGGGGUCUUUUUGGAGUUCCUGAGCUCAGUGCCCCAGAAGGAUUUUAUGUUGCAAAAGAAAAAGCCUUGAGAAAGGCAGAGUUGCUUGUGGAGCGGGCGUGUUCUACCCCACCUGGGCCCCAGACCGUGCUCAUCUUUGACGAGCUCUCCGAUUCUUUGUGCAGAGUGGCCGACUUGGCUGAUUUUGUGAAGAUUGCUCACCCUGAGCCGGCAUUCAGAGAGGCCGCGGAGGAAGCCUGUAGAAGUAUUGGCACCAUGGUAGAAAAGUUGAACACAAAUGUGGAAUUAUAUCAAAGUUUACAGAAGUUACUAGCUGAUAAAAAACUUGUGGAUUCCCUUGAUCCAGAAACCAGGCGAGUGGCUGAACUAUUUAUGUUUGAUUUUGAAAUCAGUGGAAUCCAUCUAGACAAAGAAAAGCGUAAAAGAGCAGUGGACCUUAAUGUUAAAAUUUUGGAUUUGAGUAGUACAUUUCUUAUGGGAACCAACUUUCCCAACAAGAUUGAGAAGAAUCUCUUACCAGAACACAUUCGCCAUAACUUUGUAUCUGAUGGGGAUCAUAUAAUAAUUGAUGGUCUCCAUGCAGAAGCACCAGAUGACCUGGUGCGAGAAGCUGCUUAUAAAAUUUUUCUCUAUCCCAAUGCUGGUCAGUUGAAAUGUUUAGAAGAAUUGCUGAGCAACAGAGAUCUUCUGGCAAAGUUAGUAGGCUAUUCUACAUUUUCCCACAGGGCUCUUCAAGGAACAAUAGCUAAAAAUCCAGAGACUGUCAUGCAAUUUCUUGAGAAACUAUCUGACAAACUUUCUGAAAGAACUAUAAAAGAUUUUGAGAUGAUACGAAGGAUGAAAAUGAAAUUAAAUCCUCAAAAUUCUGAAUUAAUGCCUUGGGAUCCCCCCUACUACAGUGGUGUGAUUCGUGCAGAGAGGUAUAACAUUGAGCCCAGUUUAUAUUGCCCAUUUUUUUCCCUUGGAGCAUGCAUGGAAGGCCUGAAUAUUUUGUUCAGCAAACUCUUGGGGAUUUCAUUCUAUGCAGAGCAGCCUGCAAAAGGAGAGGUGUGGUGUGAAGAUGUUCGAAAACUGGCUGUCGUUCAUGAAUCUGAAGGAUUGCUGGGGUACAUUUACUGUGAUUUUUUUCAGCGAGCAGACAAACCACAUCAGGAUUGCCAUUUUACAAUCCGUGGAGGUAGAUUAAAGGAAGAUGGAGAAUAUCAACUCCCAGUAGUAGUUCUUAUGCUGAAUCUUCCCCAUUCCUCAAGGAAUUCACCAACUUUAUUAACUCCUGGAAUGAUGGAAAAUCUUUUCCAUGAAAUGGGGCAUGCCAUGCAUUCUAUGCUGGGACGCACUCGUUACCAGCAUGUCACUGGGACCAGGUGCCCCACUGAUUUUGCAGAGGUUCCUUCUAUUCUGAUGGAGUACUUUGCAAAUGAUUAUCGAGUGGUUAACCAGUUUGCCAGACAUUAUCAGACUGGGCAGGCACUGCCAAAAAAUAUGGUGUCUCGUCUUUGUGAAUCCAAGAAGGUUUGUGCUGCAGCUGAUAUGCAACUCCAGGUCUUUUAUGCCACUCUGGAUCAAAUCUACCAUGGGAAGCAUCCUUUGAGGAGGUCCACAACAGAUAUUCUCAAGGAAACACAGGAGAAGUUUUAUGGCUUACCAUACGUUCCAGACACUGCCUGGCAGCUACGAUUCAGCCACCUCGUGGGCUAUGGUGCCAAAUAUUACUCUUACUUGAUGUCCAGGGCAGUAGCUUCCAUGGUUUGGAAGGAAUGUUUUCUACGGGAUCCUUUCAACAGGGCCGCCGGGGAGCGCUACCGCAGGGAGAUGCUGGCCCACGGUGGGGGAAAGGAGCCCAUGCUCAUGGUUCAAGGUAUGCUUCAGAAGUGCCCUUCCGUUGACGACUUUGUAAGUGCUCUCGUAUCUGACUUGGACUUGGACUUCGAAACUUUCCUCAUGGAUUCUGAAUAAUCGAAACACCCUGAGUCUUUUAAAUCAAGCCCAUGUAGAUAUUAACCUUGUUGUAAAUGCUACAGCUGUGCAAACUUAUUUCUGAUUUCAGUAUUCACUUCUGUAAUAACUUUUGAAAAACCUUAAACUGAUGGAACUUGGAAUAAAUAAUGUGUUUUAAUUGUG
This is a messenger RNA of Galeopterus variegatus (Sunda flying lemur), 2440 nucleotides long. It is a transcript of the gene MIPEP, whose product is annotated as mitochondrial intermediate peptidase. The transcript is spliced from 19 exons. Gene Ontology annotation, cellular component: mitochondrion. Gene Ontology annotation, biological process: peptide metabolic process. Bases 134 to 2275 code for a protein of 713 amino acids. NCBI's taxonomy places the organism in Eukaryota, Metazoa, Chordata, Mammalia, Dermoptera, Cynocephalidae. The record is from RefSeq and is a predicted model, not a curated record. Gene Ontology annotation, molecular function: metalloendopeptidase activity.